This is a messenger RNA of Osmerus eperlanus (European smelt), 2907 nucleotides long. RefSeq names its product radixin. Gene Ontology annotation, molecular function: cell adhesion molecule binding; actin binding. Bases 273 to 1991 code for a protein of 572 amino acids. NCBI's taxonomy places the organism in Eukaryota, Metazoa, Chordata, Actinopteri, Osmeriformes, Osmeridae. Gene Ontology annotation, biological process: regulation of organelle assembly; positive regulation of protein localization to early endosome; regulation of cell shape. The transcript has 15 exons. The record is from RefSeq and is a predicted model, not a curated record. Gene Ontology annotation, cellular component: apical part of cell; filopodium; plasma membrane.
CCGGUGGUGGAACGAGCAGUGGAGUCUCUUCUAACAUAGGUUACAUCAAGGUGCAUACCUUGCCCGGGAAUAACGGAGCAGCCUAUCUAACGGGAAACCAGGCUAUAUUUGUUUCGUUGGACAUAAAAGUAGGUGCGUCGUUGACCGGGGAACAUUUCCUGUUAUAUCAAGGGAGCUUCGUCUGAGGCGCUGGAGCCCAGAGGAAGGGGAUCGAGACGGAGGACGACUUUUUCUUUUUUUCUCAAAAGGGGACGGGCGGAGAGAGGAGGAAGAUGCCCAAACCGAUAAAUGUGAGGGUGACCACCAUGGAUGCGGAGCUGGAGUUUGCCAUCCAGCCCAACACCACAGGAAAACAGCUGUUUGACCAGGUGGUGAAGACCGUGGGGCUGAGGGAGGUGUGGUUCUUUGGCCUCCAGUACACAGACAGCAAAGGAUACAGCACCUGGCUGAAGCUCAACAAAAAGGUGACCCAGCAGGAUGUGAAGAAGGAAAACCCGCUCCAGUUUAAGUUCAGGGCCAAGUUCUUCCCCGAGGACGUGUCAGAGGAGCUGAUCCAGGAGAUCACCCAGAGGCUCUUCUUUCUGCAGGUGAAGGAGGCCAUACUGAAUGAUGAGAACUACUGUCCUCCAGAGACGGCCGUGCUGCUGGCUUCCUACUCUGUCCAGUCCAAGUACGCUGACUACAGCAAGGACCUCCACAAGCCUGGAUACCUCACCUCAGACAGACUGCUGCCCCAGAGAGUACUGGAACAGCACAAGCUUACCAAGGAGCAGUGGGAAGACAGGAUACAGAGCUGGCACGAGGAGCACAGAGGCAUGCUGAGGGAGGACUCCAUGAUGGAGUACCUGAAGAUCGCCCAGGACCUGGAGAUGUACGGGGUCAACUACUUUGAGAUCAAGAACAAGAAGGGCACUGAGCUGUGGCUGGGUGUGGACGCCCUGGGCCUCAACAUCUACGAGCACGAAGACAAGUUGACACCAAAGAUCGGCUUCCCCUGGAGCGAGAUAAGAAACAUCUCCUUCAAUGACAAGAAGUUUGUCAUCAAACCCAUUGACAAGAAAGCUCCAGACUUUGUGUUCUACGCUCCCCGGUUGCGGAUCAACAAGCGCAUCCUGGCCCUGUGCAUGGGCAACCACGAGCUGUACAUGAGGAGGAGGAAGCCUGACACCAUCGAGGUGCAGCAGAUGAAGGCCCAGGCCCGCGAGGAGAAACACCACAAACAGAUGGAGAGAGCCCAGCUGGAGAACGAGAAGAAGAAGAGAGAGCAUGCGGAGAAGGAGAAGGAGAGGAUAGAGAGAGAGAAGGACGAGCUCAUUGAGAGGCUGAGACAGAUCGAGGGGCAGACACUCAAGGCCCAGAAAGAGCUGGAGGAGCAGACCCUGAGGGCUCUGGAGCUGGAGCACGAAAGGAAGAGGGCGAAGGAGGAGGCCGAGCGGCUGGAGAGGGAGAAGCAGGCGGCGGAGGAGGCCAAGGCAGCGCUGGCCCAGCAGGCUGCAGACCAGAUGAAGAACCAGGAGCAGCUGGCUGCUGAGCUGGGAGAGUUCACAGCCAAAAUCGCUCUUCUUGAGGAAGCCAAGAGGAAGAAGGAGGAGGAGGCCAGCGAGUGGCAGCACAAAGCGUUGUCAGCUCAGGAAGACCUGGAGAAGACCAAGGAGGAGCUGAAGACCGUGAUGUCAUCGCCGCCGGCGCUGGAGCAGGACGAGCAGGACGAGACGAACGGCGAGGCGAGCGCCGAGCUGCGCAGCGACGGGGUGAGCAGCCAUCGCAGCGAGGAGGAGCGCAUCACCGAGGCCCAGAAGAACCACCGCGUCAAGAAGCAGCUGCAGGCGCUGAGCUCAGAGCUGGCCGAGGCCCGAGACGACUCCAAGAAGACCCAGAACGACGUUCUGCACGCGGAGAACGUCAAGGCGGGCCGCGACAAGUACAAGACCCUGAGGCAGAUCCGCCAGGGAAACACCAAGCAACGCAUCGACGAGUUUGAGUCCAUGUGAGAGAGAGGGACGCUCGUUCGCCAUGACGACGCCUCGCUUUCCGUGUACAGCUGACCCUUGACCCUGCCCCGUCCCCAAACCCCCUGCAGAAUAAAGGUCAGAGGGGCGGGGCUCCGGUGUCCCGCCCUCUACGCCUUGCCAAAGCUCCGCCCUCUAGCAGGUGUCCAAGCAAACAGCAUGUGGCCUGUAGCCACGUCGGGAAACCAGCUGCAAACUGCAGACGAGGUAUCCUGUUCAAAUUAACGGGCCCUUCGGACAAGGCUGCUUUAACGCUCGUACUGUCUUAUGGAAGAACGGAUAAGAAGAAGGAACUGUAGCUGGUUGAUAAUCUCGCUUUUAUUUGAAAAUGGCCAUUUGUAUCUUUUUGAUGUCACUAAGCUUGUAUGUAAAGCUUAAUUAUGCAUACCUAUUUAGUUUGUCAACAGUUGAAGGAUUUAAACAAUGUUCUUGUAUAAACAGCCUUGUCUCAUUGUGUUCCCAUGGUUUCACCAUCAAUAGGGGUUUCCAUGGUUUCUCCAUUAGGUGCAUAGUUCCCAGGGUGAGCAGUAUUUUGUCAAGCUAGAUGGAUCAGAUGCAGUCAUGUCUGAUGUGUCAUCCUAACUCUUCAGCCUAACCAGGCUUCUCAUUUAGUCCCUGUUUUGGGGUCUCUUCAAAUACAGGGCUAAGUAGGACCGAUACAUUCAUGGUCCUUUCAGGACUGACUAAUGAUAUAUACAUAUACAGUAUGUGUGUAUAUAUAUAUAAAUGAUUUGUACUAUAGGCUAUAUUUUCAUCAAAUUGUCUACUAAAUACCAACUGUCAUGACUUCCUGAGGAAUACUUGUGUUCAUUAUUAGCUACCCUCUUUCUGAUUGGAUGUUCAUUGUUCAUUGUUAACAUUUAAAUAUUGGUUCUCAAUAAAAUUUCGAUUAAAUUUU